AAAAGAUGAAAGGAUUCGAUGUAAAUAUUAUAUGCUCCAUACCAGAUGACAUAAACCCUCCUGAUGUUUCAUGCCCUGGUGAUGUCUCCAAAACUGUUGAGCUUGGUAUUCCUCAAGUGCCCAUCAACUUUACCGAACCAUCAGCUACUGAUAUGUCGGGCAAUGUUACAUUGGUUUCGAGGAACCACAACCCUGGUGAUGAAUUUCCGGUUGGAUCUACACGAGUGGAAUAUGUCUUUUCUGAUGGGAGCGGAAAUCAAGCAUCGUGCAACUUCAAUGUGGUUGUCAAUACAAUUGACACAACCCCUCCAAAUGUAAAAUGCAUUGAUGAUGUCAACACUACUACAGAGCUUGGUACUUCGGAAUUGACUAUCACCUUUAGUGAGCCAUCAGCCACUGAUCUGUCGGGCAAUGUUACAUUGUUCUCAAGCAGCCACCUCUCUGGUGAUGAAUUUCCGAUUGGAUCAACUCUCUUAGAGUAUGUCUUUUCUGAUGGGAGCGGAAAUCAAGAAUCGUGCGAAUUCUCGAUUAAUAUCGAAACAUAUGACUUCCGUGACCCGUUGGGCCUUGAGAGUGGAAGCAUUCCUGAUUCAAGUUUAACGGCUUCAAGUUCAUUGGCGAACCCUAUCCGUAGCUGUUCACCUCAGAGGGUGCGUUUAUUCACCGUCGCGGAAAUUAGAAGUGAUGGUACCUCUUUUGGUGGAGCUUGGGUAUCGGCUGUUACCAGCAUGAAUGAAUGGAUACAGGUUGAUCUGUUAACCCUGUACCGGGUACGAGGAGUGGCAACACAAGGUCGCCAGGAGUAUGGCCAACAGUGGGUGACGAGCUACAAGAUCAACUGCAGUAGAGAUAACAUGGUGUUUGAUACAGUACAAGAUAGGAGCAGGUAUCCAUCAACUGACAAGAUCUUUCAUGGCAAUGAAGAUAUGAACUCUGUUGUGAAGAACGCCUUCCCACAGCCCAUGGUAUGUCGCUUUAUCCGUCUCCUACCCUAUGCAUGGAAUGAGCGGAUUGCUCUUCGAAUGGAGCUCUAUGGCGAUCUUGCUCCUGUUACGGGUGAGAACGAGCACGUCAUGUUUAUGAUUUUAUAAUUUGGUUGCUUCAAAUCUUUUGAAAAUG
Messenger RNA from Lytechinus variegatus (green sea urchin), 1119 nucleotides. RefSeq names its product hyalin-like. Bases 6 to 1091 code for a protein of 361 amino acids. The transcript has 6 exons. NCBI's taxonomy places the organism in Eukaryota, Metazoa, Echinodermata, Echinoidea, Temnopleuroida, Toxopneustidae. The record is from RefSeq and is a predicted model, not a curated record.